Messenger RNA from Mytilus californianus (California mussel), 2818 nucleotides. Its product is annotated as choline transporter-like protein 2. Gene Ontology annotation, cellular component: membrane. The transcript is spliced from 23 exons. Gene Ontology annotation, biological process: transmembrane transport. The coding region runs from base 172 to 2427 and encodes 751 amino acids. Gene Ontology annotation, molecular function: transmembrane transporter activity. Lineage: Eukaryota; Metazoa; Mollusca; Bivalvia; Mytilida; Mytilidae. The record is from RefSeq and is a predicted model, not a curated record.
GUUUUUUAUCUGCUUUCCGAAAGGAAGUGUUGUUGGUCAACUUUAUACAUAUAUGGUCGACUUUUACUUGAAAUAAGAGGUUAUGUAUUUUCUAUCAAAAAUAAUGAUGCUGGGUACUUAUGUGAAAAUUUAUACUGUGAUUAGGCAAUGAUUUAAAGUUUUAUUUGAGCCAUGGAUAACAAGGAAAGCAAUGCAGAUGAAAUAGAAUUUAACAAUAUAGAUGGGAGAGAUUCAAAUAAUGUAGAUGAGAUAGAUUCAAAAAAUUUGAACGAGGCAGAUCCAACACAUGGAACUCCCUUGAAGUAUGAUCCAAACUUUAAAGGGCCAAUCAAAAACAGAUCAUGUACAGAUAUUAUCUGUUGUCUUUUAUUCCUGAUCUUCAUUGGAGGUCUGGUUGUGGUUGCAAUCUUUGCUUUUAAAUAUGGAGAUCCCAAACUGUUGUUGUAUCCAGUGAACUCAGACAAUGAGCUUUGUGGUUAUGGAAAACAUAUAGGGAAGAAUUAUCUGUUUUUCUUCGACCUUGUUUCUUGUGGUAGAAUGGGGGUAGGAGUAUUCGUUACUGGAUGUCCCACACCUCAGAUUUGUGUAGCUGAAUGUCCUGGAAGCAACUUUAUAUACAAUCCAAUAUUAGGCAAGAGUCAGUUUGAGUCAAAAUAUUGUAAACCUGAAUUUAUAGGUACAAGUGAGUCAUCAAAAGAUUUGGUAAAAAAAGACGUUUGUUCUCCUUAUUAUUUCAAGAGUCGACCAGUUAUAAAUCGAUGUGUUCCAUCUUUUUUGUUUGAUUUCUUGGAUAAAGGUGGAAAUCUUUUGGAAAUGGUAAAAAAUCAAAGCUUAAUUAAUGUAACAGACAGUUCUGACAAUACUCUAUCAGAUGAUGUCAUCAAAGAGGGAUUAAAUGUAUAUGGAAUAUUUCUGAAGGCCAAAGAGUAUGGUGAGAAGAUUGUUGAAGAUGUUGUCACCUCAUGGUGGAUGAUUAUUAUCGGCCUGUUAAUUGCCACGUUGCUGUCAUUAAUAUGGAUAUUUGUCAUGAGAUGGUUGGCUGGUGUCAUGGUGUGGUUCACAGUUUUAGUAUUUAUUGCACUGUUUGGAUUUGCAACAUGGUACUGUUUCUGGAACUACAUUGAUCUGAAAGACACAGAUGCAAGUUUUACUGUACAUUUUGCUGUAAUCAAGUUCAACUUUUCCAAGCCUAAGAUGUUUCUAGCAUUUGGUAUAAUUGCAGCUAUAAUAUUAGCCAUUGUAUUACUGGUAUUACUUAUCCUGUGUGAGAGAAUCAAAAUAGCAAUAGCUCUAAUCAAAGAGGGUAGCAGAGCUGUUGGUAGUAUGAUGUUUACACUGAUUUUCCCUUUCUUCCCAUUCAUCUUAGAAAUAGCAGUGAUUGGUUUUUGGAUAACUGUAGCUGUCUUUUUAGCCAGCACUGGAAGAAAUCAGACAUUUGAAUUCAACAACAAGACAGAAUAUCAGUUUGAUAAUCAUACAUGGGAUUACUUAAAAAUUCAAAAAGCAUCUUCAAAGUACUUAGGUGAUCUUGGUUGUAAAGACCCAUCAGUAAAUGAAAGCAGAAGUGAUGUGUGUCAGUUUUUGAAGAACCAGGAAGAACAUUUUGUAUUCUACUCACAGAUCUACAACUUGUUCAUGCUGUUUUGGUUGGUGAACUUCUGUAUAGCCCUAGGCCAGAUGUCACUAGCAGGAGCAUUUGCUUCUUACUAUUGGGCAUUUAACAAACCUAAAGAUGUUCCUGUUUUCCCACUGUUGGGAUCUGUUUGGAGAAGUUUCAGAUAUCAUCUAGGAUCUUUAGCAUUUGGAUCUCUGAUAAUAGCCAUUGUACAGAUCAUUCGAGUUUUACUGGAAUAUGUAGAUGGUAAAUUAAAAGGAUCUGAGAACCCUGUUGCUAAAUUUUUUGUGAAAUGUCUGAAGUGUUGCUUCUGGUGUUUGGAGAAGUUUUUACGUUUCCUGAACAAGAAUGCCUACAUAAUGAUAGCAGCUCAUGGGAAGAACUUUUGUACAUCAGCUAAAAAUGCCUUUAUGUUGAUCAUGAGGAAUUGUGUUAGAGUAGUUGUCAUAGACAAAGUAACAGAUUUUCUACUGUUUAUAGGCAAGCUUGUAAUAGUUGCUGGCUCUGCUGCCUUGUCAUUUUUCUUCUUUGAUGGAAGAAUAGAUUUUCUAAAGACGUACACACCAACUCUUAAUUUCUAUGUCGUUCCUAUUGUGCUGAUAACAGUUGGAUCGUAUGUUAUAGCCAGUUGUUUCUUCAGCGUAUAUGACAUGGCAGUGGAUACACUUUUCCUUUGUUUUUUGGAGGAUUUGGAAAGAAAUGAUGGCUCUGAACAGAAACCUUACUAUAUGGGAAAAGAACUAAUGAAAAUUUUAGGCAAGAAGAAUACAAAGCCAAAAGUAUCAAAAAAGGAUAAAGAUGAAGAUUACUAAUUAAAUUCACCAUUGCAUUUUAUAAUCUGUGAUACGAUUAAUAUAUGCUGUACAAUCAUUUAUAUAAUCAUUGACAUGACUUUUUGAGCGGUUACACGUUAAUGCUGUCUCUAUUGUACAUAUCUGCAUUAUAGAAAAUAUUAAACAGAUGUUAAGCUAUUGUAUGAAUUUCAACCGAAUAAGAAUAUUUAUAUAUUUUUAAUUUAUUUAUCAGUAUUGAUUAUGUAUAUAUUGUAAAUUCCGAAAUCAGGGUGAUUGUUUAAAUAAUUCAAAAAAUGUGACCAGAGUUCAGGUUUCAUAAUAUUUAAAACGGACAUUUUUAUUCUUAUCGUGUAUAUUUCUGUUCAAAAUUUGCCAAGAGUUGUAUUAAUAAAUUUUGUAUUUCAAUCAA